AUGUCGUCCCCAUCUUAUGAAGAUUCAAAAUUAAAUAAUUCAUUAAUUAAUAAGAUAAUAGUACCAUCAGGUUCAUCAUUGAUAGAUUUACUCAAUCAACAAUCAUCUCAAACAACAACUGAAGAUGAUUCAAUACCAACUAUGCUUAGUAACAAAGCAAGACAACGUAUCGAACAAAUCCAAAAUUCAGAAUCAAAUGGUAGAGAAAAUGAACGACUAUCCUCAUUAUUCAAUACAACUGGUCGUGAACGUAAUACUACAACACCUUUAAAAAAAUGGCUAUAUGAACAUCAAGAUAAUCCAUAUCCAACAGAAAGUGAAAGGCAAGAAUUAAUGAAAAAAACCAGUAUGUCUGCAUAUCAAAUACAAGUAUGGUUUACAAAUGCUCGUGUACAAAUGCGUAAAGCAAAGACACAAUCUACAGAAAAGUCAGAAGAAAAUAAAAAUAAAAACCAAAAGGAUAAUUCAAAUAAUGUGGCAGCAACUAUAGAUUUAACAGUAUCAUCUGAUGAUGAAAAAAAUGAAUCACAUAUUGAUUUAUCAAUGUUACUUGACAAUACAAAAGUUAAAGUACAUAUUAAUUCACCAAUUCCAUUAAAUCAUAAACGAAUCAUUUUGGCAUAUUCUUGUUUAAUUGGUACUGAACUGGUUGGUCUUCGUUGUUUAGUAUCGAUGUAUCCUAAUCAAUUAUCAAUAUCUGAUGGUAUUACUGAUCAUACAACUCAUUUAAUUAUCGGAAGAGAAGAAAAAGCAUUAUUAUGUCCAUUAACAACGAAAUUAUUUCAAGCAAUUGCUCGUCAUUUAUAUAUUCUAUCAUAUAAAUGGAUUAGGCAAUGUUUAAAACAAAAUGAUCUUAUUGAUGAAACUGAUUAUGAAAUGCGUGGAGAUAUUCCAUUUGGUGAAUAUCAUGAUGGAAUGAGAAAAAGUCGAUUAUCAAAAGAUACUAAAUUAUUUGAAAAAUGUCAAUUUUUUCUUUUAUGUGAUGGUUGUCAAGAUAGAAUGUCAAAAAAUGAACUGUGUGCUUUAAUUAAACUAUGUCAUGGUUCAAUUCUUUCUACAUUUCCAUUAACAUCAGCCAGUGAUAGUUCAACAUUGACUAUUAUUCUGUGCAAUGCCUUACUUCCAUUUGAGUCUGCCAAUCAACAACAAUUAUUUCAAUUAUGUCGUUCAAAUGGUGUUCAUUUUCUUAGUCCUGAAUGGAUUAUUGAAUCCAUUGUUCAAUUUACUUUACAACCAUUUGAUUCUUAUGAAGAAACGUUUUAA
Messenger RNA from Rotaria sp. Silwood1, 1263 nucleotides. The record is from the annotation of a GenBank genome assembly. Lineage: Eukaryota; Metazoa; Rotifera; Eurotatoria; Philodinida; Philodinidae.